AGCAUUAAAAAAAAACAUACCACAACAAGAAGCAAACACACGGUCAAAUUUCUUCACGAUACUUUCCAUCUGAGUGCAUAUUUUUCUCAAGUUGCGCUAGUAAAGAAGUGACUUAAGUAAAAAACAUUUCAACAUGAGUACCAAAGUAGAAACGAAAUCGAAGGGCACUUUUCAGCCGGACUCGGAUGUUCACAUCACGUUCGAAGACCAGAUGAAGAUAAAUAAAUUCGCCAACUACAAUGCGAAGGUGGAGGAUUUGAAGGAGGAGCUGCGCAUCAAACAGAACGAAUUGAAAAAUCUCGAAGAAGCCGGCGAUGAAAUUGAACUGCUGGACGAUGACGUUCAGAUUCCGUUCCUUAUGGGCGACGUGUUCCUUUCGCAUGAUCAGGCCAAAACGCUCGAACUGUUGGCCGAAGCGAAGGAGCGAAAAAAGAAAGAAAUCAACAACAUUCAGCAGACAAACCGGGAUCUGCAGCAAAAGAUGGGCGACCUGAAGGGCUAUCUGUACGGGCGUUUCGGCAGUAACAUUCAUUUGGAAAACGACGAAUAAAUGGAUACAUGGUGCGGAAUGGUAAAAAUAUGUUAAACAAAACAA
Molecule: messenger RNA, 595 nt
Organism: Anopheles funestus (African malaria mosquito)
Lineage: Eukaryota; Metazoa; Arthropoda; Insecta; Diptera; Culicidae
Gene: Pfdn4
Product: probable prefoldin subunit 4
Exons: 2
Coding region: 134-550 (138 amino acids)
Biological process (GO): protein folding
Cellular component (GO): cytoplasm; prefoldin complex
Source: RefSeq, a predicted model, not a curated record